GUCACUUUCGCUCAAAACCUCACUGGGCUCGGACACCACGAUGGCCUCUUCACGCGCCCUCAACGCGAUCCUGCCGCAGAUAGCCAAUUCGCCAUACGAGGCGCAUCAGAAAGCGCGCACCUUCGCCUCCCGGUACACCAAGUCCGGCCAAUACGACACCGCGAUCGACGUCCUGUUCCAGAGCGCGCGCGAGCUCUUCAAGGCGGGGCAGGCGGGCAGCGGCGUCGAUCUUUCCGGAUUCAUGCUCGAGGUGUACGAUGCCAAGGGGGAGCCAGUGAGCGAGGAAAGUCGAGGUCGAGUGACGCAACUCAUCGCGCUUUGCGGCUCAGAAGGCUCGUGGAGGAAGACGGUGAUCGACAAGUCCAUUGCAUGGUCGGCGAAACACGGCCCAUGUCCUGCAGGCGACUCGGAGCUGCACCACUACAUCGGUGUCCUGCUUUUCAAAGAUGGCGCCUUUGAAGCCGCGGAACCACACCUCCUAGCAUCCGGGAACAGGGACAGUGCGCGCGUUCUUGCUGAAAUGUUCAUCGAAUGGGCUGCAGCCGAUGUGGACUCUUACGGCGCAUUUGCUCUGCGCGGGACUCUGCCGUACCUGAUGAACGGCAACAUUCUCUCCGCACGCAUGUUCAUCACGCGCUUCAUCGCCCCCAUCCCGCGGACCUCUGAGACCCCGCUCACGAUCGGCGAGUCGCAAGUGUACCUCGUGACGGACCCGGUGUGCAACUUCGCGCAGCUGGCGGUUCUGGCCUGCCAGCGUGCCCAGGGGGAGCGCAACAAGGCAGCGCGGGAAAGCUGGGUCCGGUUGUGCGGGACGUAUCAGGCAAGACGGGGAAUCAUGGCUUCGCCCGAAGUGCGGCAGGCGCUGACGGAUCUGUCGUCGCUGUACUUUGCACUCGCGCCGCCGCGCGGCCAAGGGGGGAAUCCACUGGGAGAUAUGAUCUCGUCGAUGUUCGGUGGCCCUGCUGCUUCGCAGCCGACACGGCGGGUUUUGGCUCCGGCCGGGGUAUCUGCUGCGAGUGGUUUGGAUUGAGAUUCGGGUUUGGAGAGUAUUGGCACAUUCAUAGAGCGAUGUCUCUAUCUUGAAGGUCGGCCGCAUUCAGACCAUUUAUUACGUCAGUAGCUAAGACCUUCGACUCUUGUCUGUCUAAGCAUUAGUUUUCCUUCCGCAAGUCCUCUUCAGCGAUCGCUUCAUAACCUUGCUUACUACGACGAUCCUCGGGCGACUCCGUCGUUAUCGCCCACUGGGAAGAGCCUCGCUGUAAUCAGGAUCGCGACGUUCGCACAUCUUUUCCGAGUCGAAAGCUUCCUGCGCGAUUGAAGGACCGCCGGAGAAUUGUCUCAAUCCCGGGAGAGAUCACCAUGACAAUGAUGGCGGACACUAGGACAUGCGGGUAUGACUUGGAUGUUCUGCGCUCAACUUCUCCUGCGGACUCGGACUUCCACGGCAUCUCGAAUCUAGUCUGGGUCUUCGGUAUCCCGUCUGUCAUCCUCAUUCAAUAGAGAACUGACAAGAACUCCGGCGCCAGCUUUUCCUCUAGGCGCGGGGACUCUGCCGCAACGGUUCGAGUUCUCAUUGCGACUCGCAAAGGGGCUUUGCGUCCGCAGCUAGUGCCAGUGGCAAGGGGCCGUCGUUAAUGAUUGCCAAGUACGCGCCAGAAGCCGUUGCCGCCGCCGCCGCCGCCGCCGCCGCUGCGGAUGCGAUAUCCGAUUCCUGGCCAUCGAACGAUGCAUUGCCGGCGAUCAUGUGCCGCUCGUAUCACGGCACGACAUACAUAGACACUGGCGCCGAACCCUCGAUGUCUCGCGACUUGCCGGUCCCCCCAGGAUCUCGGGGAUGGAGAUGACAAUCUCUGUGUGCGAUGUGCCGGAUGUCUGACUCGGUUCUCGUUGCCGUCGUACGCCACCACUAUUCCCGAGGCGUAUCCUGGUCCUCCCACACUCUCCGGCCACGUCCGCCGGUUCAUCGGACUGCGGCCUGCCACCAUGCUUGUUUCUCCGGAUCCCUGGAAAUGGAUAGCACCAGACGUGACCGUGACGGGUGUUUGCGGUCACCGAUGACUGUGAUGCCCGCAACUGACUGCACGGAUGACGCAUCAGCGACCAAGCCGCGAGGAAGCACGCACACUUUUCUGGGCGGUGUUAUUUGGCGGUCAUCAUCCUGUAACAACGGGUCCAGGAUCGGUCCGGGCCUUCGAGCGGUAAGAUCAAUCGAAUCCAGCUAACAUUGGUUUGCUUGUGGAGCGGGACCUCUUGUGCUGUCCGCAGUUUCUCAAAGGAGAGCUCAUGAGGUCAUUGCACUACUGGGUUCUCCGUCCCAGUCGUGGACGGAAGCGAGAUGUUGGGCACAGGCCAUAGCAUGGGUCGGGCCGUUUUGAGGGCGAAGAUGUAGCAUCCUUCCCGCGCAGGAGAGUUGCAGCUCAAGUAGUGCCUUCAGGGCUAGGGCAGGC
This is a messenger RNA of Mycena citricolor, 2447 nucleotides long. Lineage: Eukaryota; Fungi; Basidiomycota; Agaricomycetes; Agaricales; Mycenaceae. The record is from the annotation of a GenBank genome assembly.